GCAUCUCCAAAAGCUCUGAAUAGCGACAACGAUACUCCUCUGCAUGCUGCCGCAGGUGUUGGAUCGAUCGCAUUAGUUGAGCUUCUCGUCGGAAGGGUCCCGGACAAGGAAAAGCGGGAAUAUGUCAACUCGCCUGCCGACCUGGGCAAGACAGCCUUGCACGUUGCUUGCUGCGGAGGAGGACAUGGAAGGUGUCUCGAAGUUUUGAGGUGUUUGUUGGCGAAUGGAGCAGAUCGUAAUGCAAAAUGGAAAGGGUGGACUGCUGCUCACUACGCCUGCUCUUUUACCCACCUUGAUGCCAUGAAGUUGCUGAUAAAACGCAAUUCAGAUUUCUUCGGCAUGCCGAUUCUUGGCAACAAGGAGAAGCAAACUUGUCUUCACAUUGCCAUUCGACGCAAUGAAGGCAAGUGUGUUGAGUGGUUGUUGGACAAUAUGAAGAUUGAGCAUAUCCAACAGACAAACUUAUAUGGGGAGACUGGUUGGGAAGCGGCGUGUGGUCUAGGGAGUAUAUCGUUUAAAGUGGCCAGCGCAUUUGUGCUGGCAGAAGAGAAUAAUCAAAGCUUCCACGCAGAUUGUUUGUGGGAUAAGCUGGAGCUGUUCGGAACGGUUACGACCUAUAGCUUUUGGCUGAGCAAUAUACCAGGCUUACUUGUAGGUGUCAUUGGACCAACUUGUUUUUGGCCGGAGAAUAUGCUGGAGGAUCUAAUAUCGAUUCAAGGCUUUACUCGGAACUCUUCUGAAAGAUAAAAAGAUUUCUCAGGCAGCAGUCAAGCUGCUUAUUGAAGAAUUUUGGAAUCUGCGCCAAACUGAAAAUGGACUAGGAGUCAGAGAUCCGUUGUGC
Messenger RNA from Mytilinidion resinicola, 841 nucleotides. RefSeq lists its product as uncharacterized. Lineage: Eukaryota; Fungi; Ascomycota; Dothideomycetes; Mytilinidiales; Mytilinidiaceae. The transcript is spliced from 2 exons. The record is from RefSeq and is a predicted model, not a curated record. Bases 301 to 747 code for a protein of 148 amino acids.